CACUGUUCAGAAUUUACAAGUUUGGACCGUCAGGACACUUCACGUUUAGUACAGUGAGUUGACUUUCGACUGAUAGAACGACGAUACAUAAAUUAUCCAGUGAAAACGAAUAAAUAAUCAUAUUACCAAGCAUGUGAUCUACUGAAUCAGCACGUGCUUAAGGCGAAUUAUACAAUUCAGUGAGGAUAAAAGACUGAGGAAGUAUCUGUAAUCAACUUUCCUGGAAUCGAACUCCUUUUCCGAUAGCUACUGGUCACUAAGCGAAAGAAAAAAAAGCUAUUAACGUUAGGGAAAGUUGAAAAUUCUGAUUACAUUUUAAAACUUUACGACAUUAACAAGAAAAGGAAAUAUUCCAACAAAUAAUCAUGCCACUGGUGACGAGACUGUCUGGUGAAGGGGUAAUAUUAGCAGAUUCAAAUCGAAUUGAAACGGUGGAGGAGGAUGAGGAGCUAGAGACUAUUCCACGAUCUCCACCCAAUCGCGAAAAUGGAGGCGUCGUGGAUGGCGGAGGAGAGAGCGAUGGUGGGGAUAGAGUCGAUGAUGACGAAGAUGGUGGUGGUGGUGGUGGUCUUCGUCAAAGCAGAGCAAUGAGGCUUUUGCAAGAUAGACGAAGACUUGUAGAUCGGACGGUGAGUGAGGGUCAGCUGAAGAUCGUUCCAGUAGGUCUACGGGUGAGGAGCAAAUCAACUGAUGAUGAUAGCGAGAGACCGGACUUCUUCGAAUUACGAGCCAAAGAUGUAAUGAAAAACUAUUGGCUACGACAAACAUUUACGAGCUGGUGGGCUCUUAGAAGCACGCCUUUCGCGGCAGACCUCCUCCCUUGCAAGGGAGCCAGUGGACUCACUGCCAAAUUCUUGAAGGAGAUGCAUGAGAUCCUUGUGGAGUACGUCCAGGAGUCCUACGACCGUACCACCAAGAUCCUAGAGUUCAACCAUCCUCAUGACCUGAGGGAGAAGCUCCACUUGGAGCUCCCUGACAAGGCGGAGAACCUGGAUCAGAUUCUCAAUGACUGUCGGAACACGCUCAAAUAUUGCGUACACACAGGUCAUCCACGGUUCUUCAACCAAAUCUCACAAGGGCUCGAUAUUGUUUCAAUGGCAGGGGAAUGGCUGACAGCUACAGCUAAUACAAACAUGUUUACAUACGAAAUUGCACCAGUAUUUGUUUUGAUGGAGAGGGCCACAUUGAAAAAGAUGAGGGAAAUUGUCGGCUUUAAAGAUGGUGAUGGUAUUUUUGCCCCUGGGGGAGCGGUAUGCAAUCUGUAUGCAGUGUUAGCUGCCAGGCAUAAAUUCUUCCCAGCCUGCAAAAGACGUGGCUUGUUUGGUCUGCCCAAUCUUGUCAUGUUUACGUCGGAACAGAGUCAUUUCUCGAUCAAGCGGGCGGCCUCCAUCCUGGGUAUUGGUACAGAUAAUCUCAUCCUCGUUGAGACAGACGACAGGGGAAGGAUGAGUGCAGAGGAUUUUGAGAACAAAGUUCAACAGGCGAUUGGAAGGGGGGACAAACCUUUCUUCGUCAACGCUACAGCUGGCACAACCGUAGUAGGAGCAUACGAUCCAAUCAACAAAAUUGCAGAUAUCUGCUCAAAAUAUAACCUUUGGAUGCAUGUAGAUGCUGCUUGGGGAGGGGGUGCACUACUUUCGCGGAAACAUCGUCAUAAACUGGAUGGUGUUAGUAGAGCCGAUUCGGUGACAUGGAAUCCUCAUAAGAUGAUGGGUAUUACACUACAGUGCGCUGCUGUGCUAUUCAGAGAAGACGGUCUUUUGGAGGACUGUAACUCGAUGCGCGCCCCCUAUCUCUUUCAACAGGACAAGCACUAUGACGUUUCGUUUGAUACGGGCGAUAAGACCAUACAAUGUGGGCGCCAUGUAGAUGUCUUCAAACUUUGGUUGACGUGGCGAUCAAAGGGAACAAGAGGUUACGAGGUUCAAAUCAACAAACUCUUCGAAUUAGCCCAGUAUCUCGUGGACAAGAUAAAGGCGAGGGAAGGAUUCGAGUUGGUAUACGACAAGCCGGAGCUAACCAACGUAUGCUUUUGGUAUUACCCACCUAGUCUACGUGAAAUGGAAAACUGCCAAGAAAAGCAGCUCAAACUUCACAAGGUUGCUCCCGAGAUCAAAGCAAUGAUGAUGAAUAAAGGUACGGUAAUGGUGGGCUACCAGCCUCUUGGCAGUAAGGUCAAUUUCUUCAGAAUGAUCGUGAACAACACAGCAUCAACCAAAUCCGACAUUGAUUUUAUGCUCGACGAGAUCGAAAGACUUGGCAAACCGCUGACCUGGGAUGCUUAAUUAGACGUGAUUAAAUUGUUGAAUAGAGGAGAAUAAUUCUUUUUUAUUCCGCGGGUUGAUUAUUUGAAGAUUCACCAUUAAACACGACUUUAAAAAGAGUAACUUCAAAGCGUAAAUAAUAUGUAAUAAGAAACAGAAACGUUUAUUGAAAAUUAUGCAAUCUUGUGCCAUUAUGUUAAGCCCAACAAUGAGGUUAAGCGUAAUUGUUUAUUCUGUUUGCAUUUCAUUUCAUAUGAAGUAAACAUGCAGUAAUUAUUAUGGACCAACCUCAAGCUUUUAAUUGUCAUUAACUUAGAAUCUAGUCUUUUCUAACCUUGUUCUGUUGUUUUACGUUGCAUUUUUAGUUUGUAUACCAUGUACAUGAUGUAGGGAAAUAUAUACAUGUAUCUCUAUAAUGUUAGUCUUAAGUUGGUAUAACGUGUUUGGAUGCAGCUAGAUAGCAAAUAUCAAACAACCGGCAGAAAAAAAAAUGUCAAGUUCUAACGUUCCAUCGUCUUGAUAACGUUGACCCAUCAUUAUGUUAAAAUGCUUUGACCUUACCCCCAUAAUUCCAUAUGCAGCGAUUUAUUCAAAUAAUUGUCAUAGCAACAUUAUUGCUAUGUUUGAAAUUUUCACCCCCUCUCCAUGAUAAUGUUAUGCAACGUUUAUAUAAACCCAAAUGUCAGUCACCCUUUUGGAAACACAUGUCUAUUCAAUGGAAUUUCACCGUCUCCAUAUUUGAACGAAUUCCGAUUUCCUUGUUUAUUCCUUUAAUCAGAUUCCUUUUUGGGGGGAGAGAGUUAAAAUGACGUAUUAACAUUACCCCUCCCCUUCCUAUUUUUCCUUUAUAUACAUGACAACUGGAUAAUAAACUUCACUUUCAUGAUUUUGAAUAUCCUCCCUGUAAAUCUUCACUUUCAUGAUUUUGAAUAUCCUCCCUGUACAACAAUAAGGAACAUUACACGAAUUAAUAUUAUAUUAUUUUAUACUAUAUCAGGAGUGAAACGAUCAAACCCUCGUAUGUUUUAAGCAUUUUUUUUUUUCACAGAUAAUUUCAGAAUUAUUGUGUGAAAGAAGAAUGAUAUUUUUACAGUUUGCAUUAAUAUUAUUUCAUUGAUAAUAUUUGACAAUGAAACAUUGUAUAUUUAUAAGAUUAUAAUGUAUAUACUCAAUUACAUUAUCAGUAAAUACUGAUAAUAAAGAUGUACAUUUGAAAUAUAUAUAUCAAAAUCAUAUAUGUGCGUUUUAGAGUAUGCUAAUUACAGUGCAUUUAACACAAAAUUUGAAUUCAUCAAUAUGAUAUGAAGGAGUAAAAGUUUGAAUAUAUGUGUUUUAUGUUGAAUGCAAAUAAUAAUAUAUUUUAAAAAAUAAAUUGGAUUGGAACAUUAGCAUAAUUAUUCGAGUGAAGUUGAAAAAAUUCUUGCGAAAAGAAAAUUGUUAGUUAAAUGUGACUAGGUAACACUUUAGCUGUGUAAUGUAUAUUCAUUAGUGCAAUAUGCACGCAUUUCUGACUAUCAUUACUUAUUUUGGACAAACAAAAAAAUCGGAAAUGUACCUUUAGGGGAUGAACAUUAAUACAAAGGUCUGAGUAUGAUUCAUACUGUAUGAAGCAAAACAAUGUUAGAAAAUGUGAAAGCAGUCUAGAACCCCUAGACAUUAACAUCAAUAUUACAUUCAGAAGCAAAUAUAGUUAUGAACCUAUUUUUCCUCAAUAAGAUUUCUUCUGAAUUGUAUUUCUAAUGCUAAAACUUCUAAUCUAAUUCUAGGUUUGUCCCUUAUAAUAAAUAGAUGUGAUUGAGAGUAUGGUGAACAAAGUUUCUUUUUUUAUGUAACGGUAUGCUUCCUUUUAGACUCUUAACGAAAGAAAGGUGUGUGUAUGGUAGAAACAAUAUUUUUUUCCAUAGCUAAGAUCCUAAUUGACAUCAGUUGCGAGGGGCAUGUGUCUGAGAAAGAUUUUUUAGGAUUUUAAGCAUCAACAAAAUAAUGUGACAAGUUUGUCCCCUGCCCGUGCUUAAUAGUAACAUGUAUUUUAUUUGAUUAAUGUACUUCAUUAUUUUAUUCCACCUCAAUCUUCCUUCUGUUUUAUCGAAUUCGUUUUAGUGAACAAUCAUAGGCAUACGUUGAAUCAUUCAAUUUCUGUCUUGUUCCUAUAUUCUUAUCGAUCCGUCCUGUUAUCAUUUAAAUGUUUAGAAAUAUUUACCCUUUUUGAAAUAUCUAUUAUAAUGUUAUUUAUUAUGUUUGGAAAUUAUGCUGUGUUGGUUUGUUAAUUUAUUUCUUGAAAUAAAUGGUGUACUUUUCGAAUAUUGAAGCAGUAGUGCGAAGAAAACAUUUACCAAACUGUUUACUCGUCUCUAUUACGACUUGGACUAUAGUUUGAACAUGUUGGAGAGUGAAUGAUCACUAAAAUGCCAACUACAGAUAAAGUAAGAUUUUCAAUUGUAUUAUGUUAUCUUUGCAAUAAAUUAUACUAACCAAGAAGCAUCAUCCAAUUGAGUUGACUUAUUAAAACACACACACCUAAACGCACUUCUAAGUGCGCACUUGGGUACUCAUCAAAGUGGAGACGUGUGUCUACGGUCCCCUACACUCAACAUAUUCAUUUUCGGAAAAAGCUAAAGGAUAGUUCGCUAACUGGUUACGCUUCCUAUCUCUGCACAAAACUAGAGUGGGAGAACGGAUUGAAAUAAGAUGAGGUUUUGAUUGACAUGGUUAUCUUGACCGGGGACGUCCCUUGUUGAUGGGUAAAUGUAAGAAGGUUGACCCAACAGUAGCCAUUACAAGCACUCCCUCUCACAUAUAUACAUACAAACAUACAACACAAAAUUUAUUAGCGCAUUCCAGUGCGUACCUAGGAUUUUCCACAGGGAGGGGCGGGCAAACCCGUCCCCCGAAAAACUUUGACAAGCAAAAAAAAAAGGUCUCCAAUAAAAAAUAAAGGAUU
Molecule: messenger RNA, 5205 nt
Organism: Lytechinus variegatus (green sea urchin)
Lineage: Eukaryota; Metazoa; Echinodermata; Echinoidea; Temnopleuroida; Toxopneustidae
Product: glutamate decarboxylase 1-like
Exons: 16
Coding region: 366-2285 (639 amino acids)
Biological process (GO): carboxylic acid metabolic process
Cellular component (GO): cytoplasm
Molecular function (GO): pyridoxal phosphate binding; carboxy-lyase activity
Source: RefSeq, a predicted model, not a curated record